GCGCGGCGCUCCCCAGUGGCGCUGGCCGGGGCUGCGCAGUCGGGCACCUCCUUCCGCGUCUCGGUCCACGCGGGCGCAGGUCUCCCGAGCGCCGGCCCGCAGCGAGGCUGCCUCCCCGUCGAGCAUGGGGCUGCCUCGGAGGGCGCGAGAGCCGACGGAGCUGCGUAAGAGCCUGAAGCCGCUGCUGGAGAAGCGCCGCCGCGCGCGCAUCAACGAGAGCCUGCGGCAGCUCCGGGCGCUCGUCCUGCCGCUGCUCGGCCUGGAGAGCUCUGGCUGCUCGAAGCUGGAGAAGGCGGACAUCCUGGAAAUGACGGUGCGCUUCCUGCAGGAGCUGCCUGCGUCCUCCUGCCUGGCGGCGGCCCCCACGCCCUCCGACAGCUACCGCGAGGGCUAUGGCGCCUGCCUGGCGCGCCUGGCCCGCGUGCUGCCCGCCUGCGGCGCCCUGGAGCGUGCGCUGGGCGCUCGGCUGCUGGAGCACCUGCGGCAGAGAGCGGCCGGCGCCUCCCCCGACGGCGGGCGCCCUGAGGACUCCUGUGGGUCGCCCUCGCCCUCCGCACCGCCCACCCCCGCACCCUCGCCGCCUGCGUCUCCUCGCGGCCCUGGCCUCUGGCGGCCUUGGUAGCCCCUGGCGAGUCCACGGACGCCGCUGCCGGCCCUGGGGACUGAGGAGGCCUGGCAGCAGCUGCCUUUCCCACCAGGAGGGGUCAGCCACAGCCAGGACGCAGCCGGAUGUCUGUGAUCCGAGCGGUGGACUGCAGGCCUGGGGACUCAGCUGGAAGAAAUAAGGGGAGAAGCCCGCCUCACCCCCAACUGGAGGGUGUCUGGGCCGAGGAGAAGGAGCGAGUGGCUGCAGGGGAGGAGGCGCCCCCACCCCUGCUGGUGGAAGGCACACCUGUCCCCACACUGGCCCCAAUCCAAGGGCUGGGCUGAGCUCACCUGGGCAGACCUCACCUGAGCCAGGUGCAGCCAUCUGCUCUGGCUGGUCGCUGCCCUCCUGGGCCUGCCUCCUCGCCAGCUCUGCUGGGCAGCUCUGCUGGGCAGCCUCUGCGCAGAUGGAAGCAGUGACCUGAGGGCUCUGCGGGCCUGGGAGCCAUCACCUCCAUGCCUGGCUCUCCGUCCAAAGCCUCCAGUGACAGGGCCUGGAGGCAGCCGGGCUCCGUGCUGUCUGGGCGGGGGCCUGGCUGGGUGGGCGUGGGAGGACUCAUUCCCUGAGCAUUAGUCUAGCCUGGUUCAUGUGCCAGGUGUGAGAAGGAUGGGCAAGGAUGCGGGUGCCCUGCGGCCCCAAGGAGACCCAACGGGGAGGCAGUGCCGGGGAGGUGAGCACGGCCAUGUCACCGCAGCAGGGAUUCAAGGGCAACAGCAGGUGAAGGAUCAGGAAACACCUUUCCUCAUUUUCUCUUCACACCUGCUCCUGGCUGCUCUUCAGGUUUGGUCACUGGGAGCGACUUGUUCUUAGACUUUUCUUUCUUCCCCGUGGACGUCAGGAGAGCCUGCAAAGACUCAGGGAGGGGCCCGUGGGUCCCAGGAGUGGGUGCCCAAGACACGGCGGGAGCCCCACUGGACCCUGUUCCCAGCAUUUCCUGAGGAUCCGCUGAGCCUCGUCCCACAGCCUGUGGAGGGACCAGGGCACGAGGGGCGGAAGGCGGAGCUGAUGGAGGGGGAGGGGUCACCAAACCCGGGAUGACCUCGGCACUGAUUUGGAUGUCAGGACGUGGGAAGCUGUGGGUGUUAUUGAAGAAGUCACUGCUGCCUGGCCAGUGAGCUCAGUGGUUUGGCACCACCCCAGCAGCAAGAGAUUGCCGGUUCAAUUCCUGGUCAGGGCACAUGCCUGGGUUGUGGGCUCCAUCCCCGGUAGGGGGUGUGCAGGAGGCAGCUGAUCGAUGUUUUUCUCUCUCAUUGAUGUUUCUAUCUCCCCCUCUCCCUUCCUCUCUCUCUAAAAAACAAUAAAAACGUUUUAAAGAAGUCA
Myotis daubentonii (Daubenton's bat) is the source of this 1966-nucleotide messenger RNA. It is a transcript of the gene HES2, whose product is annotated as hes family bHLH transcription factor 2. Gene Ontology annotation, biological process: regulation of DNA-templated transcription. The record is from RefSeq and is a predicted model, not a curated record. Lineage: Eukaryota; Metazoa; Chordata; Mammalia; Chiroptera; Vespertilionidae. Gene Ontology annotation, molecular function: protein dimerization activity; DNA binding.